AUGGAGUCUGUUGAUCUCGUCAUCAUCGGCGCAGGCUGGUUCGGUCUGUCGGCUCUCAAAACAUACCGCCAGCUGCAUCCGACGGAAAAUGUCCUGCUGGUCGACUCUGCGGCAUCCGUGGGCGGCGUCUGGGCCAAAGAACGGCUCUACGCGGGCCUCAAGUCCAACAAUAUGUUAGGGACGUACGAGUUCAGCGAUUUCCCCAUGGACGAGGCCACAUUUGGUGUGCGUCCCGGGGAACACAUUCCUGGUCCAGUCAUACAGAAGUAUCUGGAGUUGUAUGCUGUGCAUUUCGGUGUGAUGGAUUGUAUCCGUCUCAACACCAGGGUCAAAACAGUUGAACAACAGCAAGACGGCGGAUGGAUAGUGACAGUCGAUACUGAUUUUCACCCAACAUCAACAAUAACCACUGCGAAACUGAUUAUUGCCACUGGUGUCACCUCGCAGCCCUUUCUGCCUGAUUUUCCGGGCCAGGAAUCUUUCUCUGCCCCGCUCUUCCACAUCCGUGACUUGCCGCAAUACGAGUCCGAUUUGGCCCGAGCCGCCGAGCAAGACGGGGAAGGGAAGAUCACCGUUUUUGGCGGCACAAAGUCCGCCUGGGACGCCGUCUACUCGUCGGCGUCGCAGGGGCGACCCGUCGACUGGAUCAUCCGUGCCUCUGGCCACGGGCCGGUCUGGAUGGCGCCGCCGUAUGUGACGCCGCUCUCACGCUGGCUCGAGAAGCUGGUCACCACGCGGCUGCUCACUUUGUUCAGUCCGUGUGUCUGGGGCGACCAGGAUGGAUUCCCAUUGAUGCGUCGCCUGCUGCACUCCACCUGGCUGGGGCGGAAGAUCGUCGACGCCUUCUGGUGGGUGCUGACCAACGACAUCGUCUCGCUCAACAGGUAUGACUCGCACCCGGAGACAAGCAAGCUGCGCCCCUGGGUCGACCCGUUUUGGACCGCCACCUCCGUCAGCAUCCUCAAUUACCCGACUGAUUUCUUCGCCCUGGUGCGCGACGGCACUGUGCGCGUCCACAUCGCCGACAUCGACACUCUCGAGGCGCCGAACCGCGUCCGUCUCUCGACGGGCGAGACCCUGCAGAGUACAGCCCUCAUCUGCGCGACGGGCUGGCAUGCCACCCCAGCCAUCCAGUUCCUGCCGGCCACUCUCGAAUCGCAAAUGGGGUUUCCCUCUGCCCCAGAUCCUCUGGGGAAGGAUCUCCUCCGCCACGCCUCCGCAGAGAUCCUCUCCCGGUUUCCCCGCCUCUGCACCCCACCGCCACCCGGUCCGAACCCGCUAGCCGCCUCUUCUUUCCGUCCGCUCGGCCCCGCAGCCCCCGCCGCAGCGCUCCACCCGUUCCGUCUCGCCCGGUUUAUUGUCCCGUUGGCUUUCUUCAAGGACCGCUCCCUGGCCUUCCUCGGGGUUCCUAUGACGUUCAACACCCCCUUGGUUGCCCAGACGCAGGCGCUGUGGGCCACGGCCUAUCUGGAUGAUAGACUUGGCGUCCGCUCGACGGAGAAAUGCCCACAAGCUGUUGUCGAAGACUUGCGCGCAGACAUGCAUCCAGAGAAAAUGGAAGAUGCAGAUAUAGAUUUUGAUAUAGAUCUGCAGUGGGAGACAGCCUUGCACACAGAGUUUGGUCGGUACAGGUAUCCUGCCGGUCUAGGAAAACGGAACCCGGACUUUGUCUUUGAUGCCCUGCCGUAUCUCGAUCUCCUCCUCGCGGAUUUGGGGAUACAUUCACGCAGGAAACGGGGUCUUAUCGCCGAUUAUGUGCAGCCGUAUGGUGUGGAAGAUUAUAGGGGGCUAGUUGAGGAGUGGAAGGAGAGUCAGUAG
Penicilliopsis zonata CBS 506.65 is the source of this 1818-nucleotide messenger RNA. RefSeq lists its product as hypothetical. Lineage: Eukaryota; Fungi; Ascomycota; Eurotiomycetes; Eurotiales; Aspergillaceae. The record is from RefSeq and is a predicted model, not a curated record. Bases 1 to 1818 code for a protein of 605 amino acids. The transcript is spliced from 2 exons.